This is a messenger RNA of Podospora bellae-mahoneyi, 734 nucleotides long. RefSeq lists its product as uncharacterized. The record is from RefSeq and is a predicted model, not a curated record. Lineage: Eukaryota; Fungi; Ascomycota; Sordariomycetes; Sordariales; Podosporaceae. The transcript has 2 exons. The coding region runs from base 198 to 734 and encodes 178 amino acids.
GGCCGAAUCUGGUUGCGGUUCGCCCUCCCCAGCGGCACCAGCUGGGAUCUACCAUCAUCAUUAGCAAUCCAGUAGAAAGCAGCAAGACAUUUUACCCAGAGCUGGAUGAGCAUCCCGAAGUGCCUAGCGGCAUGUGGCAGCCAGGAGUGGCAUCAACCGGUACAUGGUGAGAUGGGCGUGAACUGAGGUGCAGAUGCAUGGGCAUGGAUCCUAGGAAAGUCCUCAGGGACCCCAUUUCGGCCACGGCAGCACACGGCCUCUCUGGGCAGCCGUCCCUUUCUUAUAAAACCCCAAUGGAUGGGCCAUCACCUCGAGACCCCCACACUGCCGCCGCUUCUGAUUCUUCUUCUCCCGCUCUUCCCCAGAAACACCACUGCCUGACCCACGGGAGGCCGAGGUUGGACAGACAGCCUCAGCAGUCCGGGGAAAGACGCAGACGUCAGGUCCCGUGCAACUAUUCCAUCCAUCGCACCGCAUCGACGACAGCAACCCUCAAUAAGACCCCUCGACAGACCCCUCUUCGUCGCGGUCCUUCCCACCAACCCCGUGCGGAUUACGACUCUGCUUAUUCUUUAGCCUUGUCUGUCCAAGUCCCUUGUCCCGCUACACUUUGCCUCUCUGAGUGCGCUACCCGCGGCCAGACCAAGAAACCGCAUUAUUUUACUGAAGAGGCCUUCUCCGACGCGCAGCGGCAUCUGGCGGGCUUGCUCUUGUUUUUUGCCUCCUUUGUUUGA